AGGCGCACCGUGCCACAGCCAGGACCACUAGGAGCCUCUGCAAGCGCAACAACAGCCAACACGCCGAGCAGUGUUUUUCCUUUUAUUUCUGUUUCACUGAGGGCCAGUGUGCUGGGGGGGAAGCAGGGCUAUGACAUGCGAGUAGAGAACCGUAGGGUUUGUGAGUGUUAACGCAGGCGGAUCCUUGUUUUAUUCCCCAAGAUGAAUAAAGACGCGAAGAGCCUGCGACAGCUCGCCGUGCCUCUGCUCCUCUUCGCCCUGUGCGUCGCGGUGCAGCGAUCCGACUCCGCGGCUUGCCACGGAUGUGUGGGAUCCAAAUGCGACUGCAGUGGAGUUAAAGGAGCCAAGGGUGAACGGGGUUUCCCAGGUCUCACUGGACAGCCAGGAGUCCCAGGAUUCCCUGGACCUGAAGGGCCCAUCGGACCUAGAGGAGAGAAGGGCAGUGAUGGACCUUCGGGACCAUCUGGUCCAAAAGGAAUAAGAGGGCCUCCUGGAUUGCCAGGAUUUCCAGGAACACCAGGACUUCCAGGUCUGCCCGGGCAGGACGGACCUCCAGGCCCGAGAGGAGUGCCGGGUUGCAACGGUACAAAGGGCGAGAGGGGUUUCCCAGGAAAUUCAGGAAUCAUCGGACAGCCAGGACGGCCGGGUCCACCUGGUCUGCCAGGACCAAAGGGAGACCCCGGCGACGUGAUCUCCACCAACCGUUUUGGAGAGAAAGGAGCAGUCGGGCUGCCCGGAUUGCCGGGAGUUCCUGGCAGUCCCGGAAACCCUGGUUCGCCAGGUCCACUGGGCCCUCCAGGACCAAGAGGCUACGAGGGUCGUCCAGGUAGUCCCGGUCCUCCUGGACCAAAGGGAAACAUGGGAUUGAACUUCCAAGGACCCAAAGGAGAGAAGGGUGAACCAGGUUUGCCAGGACCUCCUGGACCUCCGGGACAAGUUGGAGAACAGAAGAGACCACCUGAGACAGAAAUUCAGAGAGGAGACAAGGGCGACCCCGGACUUCCAGGUCCCCGAGGUGAUCCAGGCUAUCCAGGACCUCCUGGUCCCUCAGGUGGCCAGAAAGGAGAAAAGGGAGAACCAGGAGAAUCAGGCAAACGAGGCAAACCAGGCAAAGACGGCGACCCUGGCUCUCCAGGCUUCCCCGGAGUCAAAGGAGAACCAGGCCUUCCAGGUCCUCCAGGCAGGGAUGGAGAGAGAGGUAUAAAAGGUGAACGUGGAUACCCAGGCCCACCAGGAGUGGCGAUUGGCGGGCUGCCGGGAGGUCGGGUCGGUCCUAAAGGUGAGCCCGGGUACCCCGGAGCGCCUGGACUUAAAGGAGAGAGAGGACCAGCAGGUUUAACAGGACCUCCAGGAGUGCCAGGACUUCCUGCUAGCGGUGGUGGUGGACUGCCUGGACCACCAGGCUUCCCAGGAGACAGAGGUCAGAAGGGAGAGAUCGGCACUCCAGGGCUGUCUUUGCCUGGUCCACCAGGACGUUCGGGGUCUCCUGGUCUCCAGGGUCCACCGGGACUCCCUGGUCCUCCAGGCUUUUCCACAGGACAAAACUGCGUCCCUGGAGAGCCUGGGCUUCCUGGUGUUCAGGGAGAGACAGGUUACCCGGGAGAGACAGGCCAGAAAGGUGAGAAGGGUGAAACCUGUGUGAACUGCUUUGGUGGCACCAGUCCCAUCCCAGGACCCCCAGGACCUCCAGGACAGCCCGGAUUCCCCGGAUCUCCUGGCUCUCCGGGUAUCAAAGGAGAUAGAGGAAUUCCAGGAACACCUGGUGGCAGUGGAGCCCCUGGUAGCCCUGGUCCUCAAGGUGCUCCAGGGUUCCCCGGGGAGAAGGGAGACCCAGGCGAUGCCAUCACAGUGAGUGGGGUCAGGGGAGAGAAGGGUGACACCGGCUUCCCUGGGCCACCUGGUCUGCCAGGUCUAGAUGGUCGACCUGGUCGUGAUGGUCAGCCUGGACCUUCUGGACCCAAAGGAGCUCCUGGCUCGCUGCAAGUGAAAGGAGAACGAGGCCCCCCCGGUGAGCCGGGUGCCUCAGGAAUUCCAGGAGACAGGGGUCCUCCAGGAAGCCCUGGCUUUGGACCUCAGGGACCUCCAGGAGAGAAAGGUGUCCAGGGUGUCUCAGGAAGACCUGGAGGUCCCGGCGCACCCGGUGCCAAAGGUGAACCAGGCCUGUCGGUGGCUGAGAAAGGCUUACCAGGACCCAGAGGACAGGAUGGCGAACCAGGACUGCCUGGCUCACCAGGUAGCCCAGGUCAGCCUGGACAGAAUGGAUUCCCUGGUUUACCAGGAGCAAAGGGAGAACCCGGUCUCCCAGGCAUUGGACUCCCAGGACCACCAGGAGCUAAAGGAUUCCCAGGUAUCCCCGGCCAGUCAGGAGCUCCUGGAGGACCAGGCAGACCGGGAGUAGACGGACUCCCCGGCCAGCCUGGAUUACCUGGAACCAAGGGUGAACCAGGCUUUGGCCUUCCUGGCCCCCCAGGUUUGCCAGGAGUACCUGGAGGUAAAGGGUUCCCAGGACCUAAGGGAGAUCCUGGUUUCCCUGGCACCCCUGGUUCACCUGGACGAUCUGGAUUUGAUGGCUCUCCAGGAGCUAAAGGUGAUCCCGGUACACCCGGUAUACCUGGAGCUCGUGGCCCACCUGGACUCCCCACCGUCGGCUCCUUGGGACCACCUGGCGCACCUGGAUCCCCUGGCCCAAUGGGACCACCAGGAUUCCCAGGAUCAAAUGGAGAGAAGGGAGACCCUGGCCCUCCAGGUCUAGACAUUCCAGGUCUGCCUGGAGACAGAGGAAGUCCUGGUUUCCCAGGUUCCCCAGGAGCAGUCGGAACCCCAGGACCUCCUGGAGGACCUGGACGGGAUGGCCUGCCUGGACUGCCAGGUCAGAAAGGAGACAUGGGUCCCAUGGGACCCCCCGGACCCUCUGGAGGACCAGGAGGCCCAGGAGGGCCUGGUGCUCCUGGACUUAAAGGUGAGUCUGGAUUCCCAGGUAGAAACGGCGCCCCCGGUAUUCCUGGUGGUAAAGGAGAGAGAGGCGACCCUGGCGUCCAGGGACCCCCAGGGCCCAGCCUGCCACCGUCGGUCACAAAGGGAGCCAAAGGAGAUCCUGGACUACCAGGUGCACCAGGUCUUCCAGGUCAGAAAGGCAUCCCUGGUCUCUCCGGUGACCCUGGACUGUCAGGAUCAGAUGGACGCCCUGGACUACCCGGACCACCAGGUCCCAAGGGAGAUCCUGGCAUCCCAGGAGGUCCAGGUGGCCCUGGAGCACCAGGACUGAAAGGCAGCAUGGGUGAAAUGGGAUUUCCCGGACCAUCAGGGCAGAAGGGUCUACCAGGUCAGCCAGGUAGACCUGGAUCCCCAGGACAGCCAGGAUCAUCUGGUUUCCCUGGAGCCAAAGGUGAACCAGGCUCAGCUGGAGUUGGACCACCCGGACCAGCCGGAAUCAAGGGUGAACCUGGCCAGCCAGGAUUCCCAGGAAGUCCAGGACUUAAGGGAGGACCAGGAUCACCCGGUCUUCCAGGUUUACCAGGAGGGCCAGGCGCCAAAGGCGACCCCGGUCUCCCAGGAUUCCAAGGUUCUCCUGGUAUCCCUGGUCCUAAGGGUCUUGACGGCGGGCCCGGCGCCUCAGGUCUCACUGGAGCUCCCGGUAGACCAGGAGAGCCUGGCCGACCAGGAGCUCCAGGGCUGCCAGGAGAAAAGGGUCAGGCAGGUCGGGACGGGAUCCCAGGACCAGCUGGAGUCAAAGGAGAGCCAGGGCUUCCUGGUUACGGUGGUCCCGGCCCAACUGGGCUUCCAGGGUUGCCAGGUGCAAAGGGAGACCCUGGGCUUCCCGGCCCAAGUGGCAGUCCUGGUUUCCCCGGUGCUAAAGGAGAAGCUGGUUUCCCUGGUGCCCCUGGUCCUGCAGGUAGCAGCGGCCCUCCUGGGCCUCCAGGACUGGCUCUGCAGGGCCCCAAAGGACUCCAAGGACCACCUGGGCCGCCUGGAAGAGCAGGUCCAUCUGGCCCAGAGGGUCCCCGUGGGCCCCCAGGAAGUGGUGGGGUUAAGGGAGAGAAGGGUAUUCCUGGCUCUCCUGGCCAGCCGGGCUUCCCUGGACAGAAGGGAGAGCUUGGUGUUCCCGGAUUCCCGGGUCCCCCUGGUCUUCCCGGUGGUCCUGGUGUGAAAGGAGAUAUUGGUCUGCCUGGUGUCCCCGGAUUCCCUGGACCAAAGGGAGACCCAGGAUCCCCUGGGGGCAGUGGCCUUCCUGGAGAUCCUGGAGAUGUUGGACCCACUGGCCCUCCUGGGGACCCCGGUGUACCUCCAGCUCCCAUCGUGGUAAAGGGAGAGCGAGGACCCCCUGGUCCUCAGGGCCAGCCUGGUGCUCGGGGACCUCCUGGUUCUCCUGGGCGAGAGGGACUUCCAGGUCAAUCUGGUGACCCUGGAGAUUCUGGCCUGGAGGGUCCUCCUGGCUUCAGCGGCCCACCUGGCAGAAAGGGAGACAACGGACCCGCCGGUCAGCCUGGUCAGCGUGGCUACCCUGGUCCCCCUGGUUCAGACGGUCCACAGGGUCCUCCUGGUCUACCAGGAUCAGUGUCUGCAGCCCAUGGCUUCCUCAUCACCCGACACAGCCAGGGUCAGGAUGUGCCCUACUGUCCUGAUGGAACUAACCUCAUCUAUGAUGGCUACUCCCUGCUGUAUGUGCAGGGCAAUGAGAGGGCACACGGACAGGACCUUGGCUCAGCCGGCAGCUGUCUGCGCAGGUUCAGCACCAUGCCCUUCAUGUUCUGCAACAUUAACAACGUCUGCAACUUCGCCUCCCGCAAUGACUACUCCUACUGGCUGUCCACGCCUGAGCCCAUGCCCAUGUCCAUGGCCCCCAUCACUGGAGAGAGCAUCAAGCCUUACAUCAGCAGGUGUGCAGUGUGUGAAGCUCCAGCCAUGGUGAUUGCAGUCCACAGUCAGACCAUCCAGAUUCCCAAUUGCCCGUCGAAUUGGGAAUCUCUGUGGAUAGGAUACUCCUUCAUGAUGCACACUAGUGCAGGUGCAGAGGGUUCUGGUCAGGCCCUGGCCUCCCCCGGUUCCUGCCUGGAGGAGUUCCGCAGCGCUCCCUUCAUAGAGUGCCAUGGCAGAGGGACGUGCAACUACUACGGCAACUCCUACAGCUUCUGGCUGGCCACUGUAGAACCCAGUGAGAUGUUCAGGAAGCCCCAGUCGGAGACUCUCAAGGCGGGUAACCUACGGACGCGCGUCAGCCGUUGCGUAGUCUGCAUGAAGAGGACGUAACGGCACACGGCAAACCCACCGUUGCCGGGGACGCCUGCUCAAUAACAAGAGAUGAUUGGAUGACGGGGGACAAGUAGUGGGGUGGUGGUCACAGCGACGGAUAGGCCGUCGUCGUGGCGACAAGGUGGAAUUCCAAUGGUGCAUUGUCUUCCGGAAAAAAAAAAAACUUCGAAUAAAACAAUGGUGCUAC
Messenger RNA from Chelmon rostratus (copperband butterflyfish), 5437 nucleotides. It is a transcript of the gene col4a5, whose product is annotated as collagen, type IV, alpha 5 (Alport syndrome). Gene Ontology annotation, molecular function: extracellular matrix structural constituent. NCBI's taxonomy places the organism in Eukaryota, Metazoa, Chordata, Actinopteri, Chaetodontiformes, Chaetodontidae. Bases 202 to 5247 code for a protein of 1681 amino acids. The transcript has 49 exons. Gene Ontology annotation, cellular component: collagen trimer; basement membrane. The record is from RefSeq and is a predicted model, not a curated record.